UCGGAACGUUGACAAAAGCUGAUAGAUACAGCAGUGGUUUUGUGAUAAAUAAAUGUUUGGUUAUGUAAAGCGAGAAGCAAAAACAGCAGAAGAGGCCAGGAAAAAAGUUUCUAGCGAGAAAAUUUCGUUUUCAUUGCAGAUCAGCUAACAUUUGCUAAAAGGAUUCGCGUUAAAUCAGACAAGAAGCGGACACAUUUAAUUUUUAGAGCUUGCGCGUUCAAAUACAAUUUUGCGACGGUUACACAAGCAGUUUGUGCCGAACUCAAAAACAGAUAAAAGGAUAUAUGUACAUGUAUACAUAUACAUACAUAUAUGUACUAGACACAAAUCGAAAGCUUUCGCAAUACUGAAACGGAAAUUAAACUAAUUCGUCCUUCGUUGAGUAACAUUUAAAAAAAUAUAUAACUCAAUUAAAAUAUAAUGAGAUUUAUAAACGAGAAUCAACUUAAGUGAUGGAAAGCGUUUUAAUUUCUGAAGAAACUAGUUCCUACAAAAACAAUAAAUACAAAACAUUCACAAGUAGUCCGACUUAAUCUAAUUCUGUACUGCAGACCUUAGUAUAGCAGGAAUUGUGAUGUAAUACAAAGAUGAAAGUGAUGUAAGUGAAAUCAAGAAUAUUAAAUUCAAAAAUAUGAAAAAAUGCCACCACGCUUCAAUACUAAAAAGAGCUUUAAUUUUAAAUAAGAAAAAUAAAACAAAUUUUUUUUUUGUAUUUAAGUAAAGCAAACAGCGGAUAUUGCUUUACCUAAAUUAGAGGUUAAUAACGAAAAAAAUCAACUUCAUUUGAUUCGCCUCCUUCCACUUCUCCGCUGUACAAACGCGGCAGCGGGCAUGCAUACCUCAGCGGAUUCUACAAUUGCUUGCAGCAACGCCCAUCACACUCCAUUGCAAUUGUCUCCGCCCCGUCAGAAGUUAAGACCCGCCCUCAAUACGCACUCAAUUUCGCCUCCGUUAGCUAUAGCCUCUGUAGCUAAUUUGACAGAAGAGAAAUCUGGCUCCAACAGUGGCGGCAGCAACAGUAGUACCAACGACAACAGCACACCGCUUGUGAAACCGCCGUACUCCUACAUUGCCCUCAUCACAAUGGCCAUCCUACAAUCGCCGCAUAAAAAGCUAACACUAAGUGGCAUUUGUGAUUUUAUAAUGUCAAGAUUCGCAUACUAUAAGGAAAAGUUUCCUGCAUGGCAGAACUCCAUUAGGCACAAUUUGAGCCUAAACGAUUGCUUUAUUAAAGUUCCACGCGAACCAGGAAAUCCGGGUAAGGGUAACUUCUGGACAUUGGACCCAUUAGCCGAAGACAUGUUUGACAACGGAAGCUUCCUAAGGAGACGAAAGAGAUACAAACGUCCACCCGCUAUGCAGAGAUUUCCAUUUCCUGCGGUUUUUGGGUCUAUUUCGCCAUUUUGGAUUCGAAAACCUGUGCCUUUAGUGCCAGUUCAUUUUAAUGUCGCAAAUUUCACAGGCAAUCGUGAUUGCUUCGAUAUGUUGCAUGCGCCGACUGAUGUUUUCGAUGCGGCGCGGAGAGAAGAGAAAAAGUUCAACUUCUUUGCAGGUGCAGAUGUUCUUUCAUAUCAGAACAACGACAAAUUCGACAACAUAGUCUGUCAGAAUGCCUCGUUUAUGAGAAAAAACACAAACGUUCUCGGUGUGAUGGACGAUAAGCAAGACAACACCCAGGAUAAAUACAGCAGACUGCAUUCUUCUGUUGGAUCGGCGGCCAGUUUCAUAGAAGAACAGAAUAUCGAUUGCAGCAACUUACUCCAAUACAAAGAUUCUAACAUCUUCAAUGAAAGCGAUGAUUUGUCGUGUGAUAGAAUUGACGUCGAAAGCUCCAAUGAUCAUGACUCCCACAUAUCAGACUCAAUUGAUAGUGUAUGUACAAAUAAUAGAUUAGAUCCGCAAUUAGACGCUGAAGACGUCGUUAAAGGGAAUAAGGGUGAUGCAAAAAGAUCAUCUUCAUACAUUUUAUUAUUUGAUAAUUCAGAAAUUUCGAAUUGUUCAAACGAUCGACAAAAGGGUAACAAUAACUUUGUGGGUUUAAAAGAUACAUCGAAGGUAAAGUAUAAUGAUGAUGAAACCCACAAACAAACAAUAAUUCCCUUCGAGUACGAUCAUGUCAGAACAACAAAGCACAACAAUGCGAAAGAUUUUCGCAUAGAGGCAUUAAUUGGAAAUGUGGACGAGACCAACGGUUAGAAAUGAAAUUCAUGUAAAUUGCGUUCACAAUUUUUGUGAAUGAAGAAAUGUAAAUUUGUAUACAUUAUUGAAUGUUUGCUAUGAUGAACUUCAACCACAAAUAUGAUCAAAUAUGCGGUAACUUUUAAAAUGUAUGUAUAUUUCUUAAACUUGGUAUUCUGUAAAUGUGAGAAUCGCAAAUCUAAUUAAUGUGUUAUGUAAAUUGUAUGAGUAGCUUAUGAGUAUGAAGAAGAAAUUUAUAAAUAAACCAUCUAUCCAGUUUUA
Rhagoletis zephyria (snowberry fruit fly) is the source of this 2460-nucleotide messenger RNA. Its product is annotated as fork head domain-containing protein FD3-like. NCBI's taxonomy places the organism in Eukaryota, Metazoa, Arthropoda, Insecta, Diptera, Tephritidae. Gene Ontology annotation, molecular function: RNA polymerase II cis-regulatory region sequence-specific DNA binding; DNA-binding transcription factor activity, RNA polymerase II-specific. The record is from RefSeq and is a predicted model, not a curated record. Gene Ontology annotation, biological process: cell differentiation; anatomical structure morphogenesis; regulation of transcription by RNA polymerase II.